UUGCUGACGCUGCUCUCCCCCCUUCCAGCACCCCUUCAUGGAGCUGCGGGUGCUGGAGAACAACAAACGCUCGCGGAGGAACCUGGGCUUGGACUGCGACGAGCAUUCCACCGAGUCUCGCUGCUGCCGCUACCCGCUGACCGUCGACUUCGAGGCAUUCGGAUGGGACUGGAUCAUCGCCCCCAAGAGGUACAAAGCCAACUACUGCUCGGGGCAGUGCGAGUAUAUGUUCAUGCAGAAAUACCCACACACCCAUUUGGUGCAGCAAGCAAACCCACGCGGCUCGGCCGGGCCGUGCUGCACACCCACCAAGAUGUCCCCCAUCAAUAUGCUCUACUUCAAUGAUAAGCAGCAGAUUAUCUAUGGCAAGAUCCCGGGC
Molecule: messenger RNA, 379 nt
Organism: Phasianus colchicus (ring-necked pheasant)
Lineage: Eukaryota; Metazoa; Chordata; Aves; Galliformes; Phasianidae
Source: RefSeq, a predicted model, not a curated record